Messenger RNA from Linum trigynum, 3865 nucleotides. The record is from the annotation of a GenBank genome assembly. NCBI's taxonomy places the organism in Eukaryota, Viridiplantae, Streptophyta, Magnoliopsida, Malpighiales, Linaceae.
CUAGACCAUGCUCAGCUUGAUAAGCUCGCGAGCUAGCUUGAUUCGGUGGCUUGUCGAGCUAAGCUCGCGAGCUGCCUUGUUUUGAGCUUGUGGAAGGAUGAAUUACUCUUUUAAACAUGAACAUUGUCUUAUAAUACAGAUGUGUAUGAAAUUUAGAUGUUAUUUCUAGUUUCUAGUGUUCUUUCUAUCAUUUAAAUUCUUAUGUUUAUACAUUUUUCCAGCAAAAAUGAUUUUAAAUCGAGCUCAUCUUGAGCCGAGCUUGUACUCAGCUUAACAAGCUAUGUUAAUGAGCAUUUAUCGAGCUCUACCGAGUCGAGCUCGAGCUAGAUUAUUUUUAUUCAAGCCGAGCUCGAGCUCGAGCUCGAGCUGGAUUAUCAAAAUUCGAGUUCGAGCCGAGCUCGAGCUGAAAAAUUAAUAAACGAGCCGAGCUCAAGCUAAGCAAAAACUCGACUCGACUCGGCUCGUUUGCAGCCCUACCCUUAACACACACCUUUUUUUAAGCUGACCUGACAUAUAUGUCUUCACCGUUUGUUGAUAUUGUGCCUCCAUUUAUUCUCAUUUUCCUUCACAGGUUGGUUGAAUUGAAUCAACCGGUUAGGGAUUGGGGUGGGUUGGUUAGGUGAUAGUUAGCAGGUGCUGGUUUGUUAAUUGAAGUGGGCAGAAAAAACUUCCAAUAAUUACCCGUUUGAUUAUGAGGUAUGUUCAUUGUACUUUGAAGUUGGAAACUGAAUCUCUUAAACCUAUACAAUAGUUUUAAUUGAUUUUUGACAUGAUAUAUAGCAGAGUUUGCGCUGAUAAUGAAAGAAUGCAUACUCGAAUUUUCGUGACUCCAAAUAUCAGUAGUUAAAUUUUAAGUACUAGAAAUGAUGAAACCGCACAAACUUUCACAUCAUAAUUCAUUGGAUUUCGUUUGAAAAAAGUAUAUAAAAAAUAAUAUAUUUCAUAUUCUGAAACUUCUCUCAACAACUCGAAUUUUAACGGAAUUCUCUACAUGAUUCGCUAUACUAGUUAGUGCUCUUAAUUAAUAAGGAAGAUACAUUUAUACAAUCAUUCCAACAAACGAGCUGCCUUCAAGUGACUGCCCCUAGUUCCGGCAAAGAUGACUUUACUUUUGGGAUACCCCAUUAAUAUUAUUAUUACAUGUAAGGAUUUGUUCAUCUUAAACUAGUGUCGAAGCUGCGACUUUGUUGGGAAAGUAGGGCACAAAAAGCACGAAGAUGCUUCUUUUCAGGUUCUGCUCGGAACCAUCAUGAAAAAAAGAGAGCACUAUCCCUCGUGUUUGCAUGAUUAAAAUUGGAGAAUAGUUUUGAUAACUGAAUGGCCAGAAAGAUAGCUUUUUUUUUGUAUUCGAAAUAUGUUACAUAAACACACGCUUGACUAUACAUAUAUUAGUUAUUUGUGAUAGCUAGUGGUGGAUAUAUAUAUAUAUAUAUAUAUAUAUAUAUAUAUAUAUAUAUACUCAUGCAACAAUUAUAUAUUUAUGUUUGUCCACAUCCACCAAGAAUAUGCAGGCAAAGCUGUGAAAUCUUUGACAAAGAUUCAUUUUUGUUUACUACCAUCCAUUUAUCUCAACAAAUUAAUAUUCCUAAUGAAUGAAUGAAUCACAGCCAAUUAAUGCUAUGUUUUUAAUAAUUUCAAUGAACCAAUUAAUCCUAACUUUUUAGUUGUACACAAAAUCAAUGCUAUGUUUUUAAUAAUUUCAAUGAACCAUUGAUAUUAAUUAGCAGGAAUAAAGCUACAGGAAGCUACCGGAGUUCCGCUACAGCCUGCAGGAAGAAAGCAAAAACCAACUAAUUAAUUAUAUUCAUUAACUAUGUAUUUUUAAUCAAAUUAUAAUAAUAGUUAAUGUAUUUUUUGUCAAAUAAGAUGUGUACUUGUAGUAUAAGAUUUACCGCGUUUCUACAAAAAAAAAAAAAAAAAAUUUACCGCGUUUAACUAACUUUUUAUCCAAUAUCUAUUUUAUUGAUGGAGUUAAGAGAUUAUGGAUCAUAAGCUAAGUGUGAAACAUGUAGGAUAGUACCAAUCUUGCUGUGAUUUAUAUCACCAUGGAAUUUAUAAUAUUAGAUUUAUUAUUAGCAUCAUCAAUUAGGGUUUGCCUCAAUGGUUAAAUCAUGGUGAACAAUUUGCACAUUGUGGAUUUGUGGGUUCGAGACAAAAUCUCACAAUGUUUUAGAUUGAAAAUACUUCAUUUUGAGGGAUUAGAAGUGUCCUAUCAAAAAGUCAAUACAUGAAUUGUGGCUAAAAAUAAAACAGAAAACGACUUACUCUCAAUAAUACAUGCAUGUAUGGACUAAAUACAUCCUCCCAUAUUUCUAUCUCCAAAUGACCCCAAGCAUUCCCCGAAGACAAAUCAAUGGUUGUUUGAAAGUUGUGAUUCGUUUGCAUGAGAUUGUUACUAUAUUUGUAUUGUUUAGAAUAUAUCAUUUUUUUUUGCUUUACAUAAACUAUCACUUAAAAGUUAAAAUGAGUGAUUGUUAUAUCUAUAUUUUUAGCUGAUGUGAUAUUGUUGAUUUGAGAUUGUUAUAUUUUAGCUCUUACAUGAUAUGACAUACACAAUUACACAUAUCAAACGUUGUACGUUUUGCAAUGUAUCAAAUUCAUCAAUACGUAUACACUAUUAUGCAUGUAUUCACCAGAAAUAAUAUAUCUAUUUAACCAUCGCAACGUUGAAAACCAACCCUACUUUUUCUCAGGCAAAUCAGUAAUCAUACCAUUUGAGCUAACUGCAACAAAAGAAUGAUUUCUUGUCGGAGAUUAAAAUCUCUCAGUCCCCUAACCACACAAAUGUGGUCCUUAUAUCAAAUAUUUGUUAAAUUGUCAUUUCUUUCAUCCCCUUUAUCAUGCUCCUUCAUACUCUCAAUUGCACACAACCACACACUGAUCACCACCAUUAAUCGCAAGAAUCCACCACAGAAUAUUAUUACAUACAUACAAUUCCACACAUCCAACGAGCUAGGGGCCAAUAAUAAAGGUGACAAAAAAACUCCAUAGGGACAACUUCGAAACACAGCCAACACACAAAGUGAAAAAGAGAAGAAAAAAAAAGUAAUAGUAAUGUAUUACACCAUUGUCUGCCAUUGACACACCUUUUGUCGAACAAAAACAAGUUGGCAUUGCAUCCCUCUCCUCACAUUACUCAACCAUGUCUCCCCUCCUCCUUGUUAAUUAAAAGCCUGCCAAAAACCCACUGGGGAAAUGCUGAAAAAGGGAUCUGACUCUGACUCUAUUCUCUGCACUUCAUCAUCUCCUCUUCAAUCUCCUCAUCAAAAUUCUGCCAAUAUGUCAGUUUCCUGGAGGCAAAAGUGCUGCCUGAUCUUCAUCACUUUGCUUGCUGUUUUGGUGGCGGUGUCAGAAGCAUCCAGAUUGCCCAAACCCUAUUCAUGGGAACAGAUGUUGCCCAAGAAGCUUCCAACGCCUUCUUCUGCUCCUUCCAAGGGCACCAACUCAAUCACCACUGCUUCAUCUUCAUCAAUGGUGAAAAAGGAUAGAUACGCCGUCGUCUCUUCGUCGGAUGGCAAAGUCUAGCUAGCUAGCUACUCUCUUGAUCAAGAAUGGAGAGGAGGAUUUGAGAAAUUUUUGCAGCCAUAUGCGUUGGAGUACUGGGGUAAUACAUCUCUCCAAAGGAGAGUUAUGUGUGUAAAGAAGAUAACUUGGAGAAGAAUAUUGGAAAAUGACUUUCUUGUUAUGCAGUUUUUUUUUUUUUUUGGUCCAUAGGUGGGUUGGGAUUGUAGGAUGAACUGUAAUUAGAGGGUGGGAUUAAUUGGGUAACAGGGUGAUAAUUACUAUUGUACAUUGUUCAUGGUGAGAAUAUAUAUAUCAUGAUGAUGAGUUGUGAUCCAGGGAUGAAUAUACAUAUAGAAUUGAA